AUGGUCCCGACUAUACCUUCCAUCAUGUUUAUUUUCGGAGUGGUGGGAAAUGUCAUCGCCAUCGUGGUGCUCUGCAAGUCCAGGAAAGAGCAUAAGGAGACCACGUUCUACACGCUGGUUUGCGGUCUGGCUGUUACGGACCUUUUGGGGACCCUCCUGGCCAGUCCAGUCACCAUCGCCACUUACGUGAAAGGAUCUUGGCCAGGUGGGGACCCACUCUGCCAGUAUUUCGGAUUCAUCCUCCUCUUCUUCUCUUUAGCGGGGCUCAGCAUAAUAUGCGCAAUGUCCGUGGAGAGAUACUUGGCGAUAAAUCAUGCGUAUUUUUACAACGACUAUGUGGAUCAGAGACUGGCGGGGUUGACUCUUCUGGCUAUCUACAUCUCCAAACGCGCUUUUCUGCGCUCUGCCUAGCAUGGGUCUGGGACAAGUCAAAAAGCAGUACCCACAAACCUGGUGCUUCAUAGAUUGGCGGAGCAACGUGAGUACUGAUGCCGCCUUUUCUUACAUGUACGCGGGGUUCAGUUCGAUUCUAAUUCUGGCCACGGUGAUCUGUAACGUUCUGGUGUGCGGGGCUUUGAUCCGGAUGCACCGGCAGUUCGUUCGGAGGAUGUCCUUGGGGACAGACCCAGGGCGGAACACAGACCCAAGAAGGAGACGCAACUUCGGGCAUCUGGCAGGCGCGGAGAUCCAGAUGGUGAUUGUACUCAUCUGCACCUCAGCGGUGGUGCUCAUAUGCUCAAUUCCACUAGUUGUACGUUUGUCUUCUCACUUUGUGAAACAUUUUACUCCUUUUCCUAUUAGCACAAAUACCAUUUUAAUUAUUUACGCACAAUAUUCACAUUUACACACGAUUUUAUAUUUUACGCCUGUACAUCGUUGUGAAUUUAAAAAAGAUUUAGUUGUUUCCUCCAUGAGUUGUUAAUAGUCCCAACAUGACAUUAGAAUAGUUUACUCAUAGCUUAUGCGCAUAGUAGUGUAGGCCUAUAUUGCAUAUUCUGCUUUGUACACUGCUCAAAUCAGUCUCCAUAAGGACAGGUGUGCAUUCAGACAACUAGAUCUUUAAAAUGGUUAGUCGUGAUUUGUUGAGCAAUUUGGCAAUGCAUCACGAGCACAAGCACGCGCGCACGCGCACACGUACACACACACACACACACACUUCAAUCAGAUUCAAUUCAAUUUACCUUGCAGGUGUCAGCAAGCUGUAUAAAACAUAAAUAUCAAUGUCAAUUCAAUUCAGCUGGGCAAAAUAAAGUUAUUCAAUUCCAUUAAUUAUCUCUCCCUUGCAGGUGCAGGUGUUUCUGAACCAGCUGUAUAAGACUCCUGUGGAGCUGAGACUGGAAAAGAACCCAGAUCUGCGGGCAAUCCGCUUCGCUUCCUUCAACCCCAUCCUGGACCCCUGGAUCUACAUCCUCCUCCGCAAGGCCAUGCUCCUCAAGCUCAUUGAGCAGAUCAAGUGUCUGUUCUGUAAGAUAGGAGCAUCGAGGCAGCAGAGACAGAACUGCCACUGCAUGGAUGCACACCAGCUCCCCUCCUUCAUCUCCUCUAGAGAGUCACCCUCACUGGUGUCCCGCGAGCUGAGGGAAGUUUCCAGCACCUCUCAGACCCUUCUCUACCUGGCCGAGGGAAGUGAGACGUACACAGGAAGCUGCCAUCACACAGGAGAGCAGUUUGGGUUCCGCACUUCCUCUGUCCAAGACCCCCGAAGUUCUUAUUCAUCAGAGCAGAGCAAUACAGAGGACGGGAGCAGAGAGGCGCCAAAUCUAACCAGGGACCUCUCUGGUGCGGCAGGAAAGACCACUCAAUUGUGUGUGAAAGACCAGGCUCUUCAUGUGUCGCGAAGCAAUGAGACAGUACAGGAGAAAUGCAUAUAA
Messenger RNA from Coregonus sp. 'balchen', 1871 nucleotides. Lineage: Eukaryota; Metazoa; Chordata; Actinopteri; Salmoniformes; Salmonidae. The record is from the annotation of a GenBank genome assembly.